This is a messenger RNA of Argentina anserina (silverweed cinquefoil), 778 nucleotides long. RefSeq names its product kiwellin-1-like. Lineage: Eukaryota; Viridiplantae; Streptophyta; Magnoliopsida; Rosales; Rosaceae. The coding region runs from base 30 to 590 and encodes 186 amino acids. The record is from RefSeq and is a predicted model, not a curated record. The transcript has a single exon.
AACAUUAAGCAAGGAGUAACAAGAAGAAAAUGAUGAGCUUCGUCUCAAAAGGGUCUGUUGGAGCCAUUCUCCUUUUGGCAAUCUUCUUGGUUAGUGAAGCUCAGCAAUGUCGUCCAAGCGGAAGAAUCAGAGGAAGGAAGCCUCCUCCUGGACAAUGUAACACGGAGGAUGACUCUGACUGCUGCAAAGCCGGGAAAAUGUAUCCAACAUACACAUGCUCGCCACCUAUGUCUGGCAACACGCAGGCUUACCUCACUCUUAACAGUUUUGAAGCAGGCGGUGAUGGAGGAGGCCCAUCGGAAUGUGACGGCCAGUACCACGAUGACAACACUCCGGUUGUGGCAUUAUCCACCGGAUGGUACAACGGUGGAUCAAGGUGCCUUAAGAACAUCAGAAUUAACGGUAAUGGGCAGAGUGUGGUGGCCAUGGUGGUUGAUGAGUGUGACUCUACUGAAGGGUGUGAUGCAGACCACGAUUACCAGCCUCCUUGUCCUAACAACAUUGUUGAUGCCUCUAAGGCUGUCUGGAAAGCCUUGGGUGUGUCUGAAGACAAUUGGGGUGGCUUAGAUAUCACUUGGUCCGACGCUUAGUUACUGUCUACACAGCUUGUUGCAUGCAUUUGUUGCUUUUUGUUAUGUAUCUGUUGCAUAUAUAAUGUGUUCUAGCAGUUGUAUAACUUAAGACUAUAUCAUAUAUACAUACUCGUGUUAUCUAGAUACAAUUUCCGAUUGGUAUCUAUUUACAGAUGUUUCUGAUCCCAUCUCGUAUGAUCCCUUGA